This is a messenger RNA of Lathyrus oleraceus (garden pea), 1151 nucleotides long. RefSeq lists its product as uncharacterized. NCBI's taxonomy places the organism in Eukaryota, Viridiplantae, Streptophyta, Magnoliopsida, Fabales, Fabaceae. The transcript is spliced from 9 exons. The record is from RefSeq and is a predicted model, not a curated record. Gene Ontology annotation, biological process: rRNA processing. Bases 144 to 1019 code for a protein of 291 amino acids. Gene Ontology annotation, molecular function: snoRNA binding; rRNA primary transcript binding. Gene Ontology annotation, cellular component: nucleolus; small-subunit processome; Mpp10 complex.
GAUUAACCUUUAUAUUUGUAAUCCUAGGUCAGUUGGGUGAAAAGAAAAGAAACUAGGAGACAAAACAGCGCCCCGUUUAAGUUAGGUUUUUAAAUAAACAGAAAAGCCAUAGCAGAGCCAUCCUUCCCUCUGAAAGCUUCUCAAUGUUGCGUAGAAACGUCCGUUUGCGGAGAGAGUAUUUGUAUAGAAAAAGCUUAGAAGGGAAUGAACGUGCCCUUUAUGAGAAGAAGCGCAAAAUCAGAGAAGCUCUUCAAGAAGGGAAACCUAUACCAGCUGAGCUUAGAAACGAGGAGGCGGCACUUCGUCGUCAAAUUGAUCUGGAAGAUCAAAACACAGCUGUUCCAAGAACACACAUUGAUGAUGAGUAUGCAUUUGCUGCUCAGAAAGAUCCUAAAAUCAUGCUCACCACAUCAAGGAGUCCAAGCGCUCCUCUUCAACAGUUUGUAAAGGAGUUGAGUACUGUCUUUCCCAAUGCUCAAAGAAUAAACCGUGGUGGUCAGGUUGUUUCAGAGAUUAUAGAUGCUUGCAGGUCGCACGACUAUACAGAUGUAAUCUUGGUUCAUGAACAUCGUGGCGUGCCUGCUCGUUUAACUGUUUACCAUCUACCAUUUGGCCCAACUGCAUGUUUUAGUUUAGUCAAUGUGGUUUCCAGACAUGAAAUUAAAGACAAAAAAGCUCUUGGAACCAUCCCUCAGGCUUAUCCACAUAUUAUACUUAAUAAUUUCUCAACUAAGUUAGGUGAAAGGACUUCCAAUAUUCUAAAGCAUCUGUUUCCUGUGCCAAAACCUGAGACAAAGCGUAUUGUCUCUUUUUCCAACAAUUCGGACUAUAUCGAAUUCAGGCAUCAUAUAUAUCAAAAACGUGGGGGUCCUAACUCUGUAGAAUUGAAGGAAAUUGGUCCACGGUUUGAUUUGCGACUAUAUCAGAUAAAAUUGGGAACAGUGGAUCAAGCUGAAGCUCAAACAGAAUGGGUCUACAGACCAUACAUGAACACUACCAAGAAGCGCAAGUUUCUCUGAAAAUUUUGGAUGAAAUUUAAUUUUAUCAAUUUAAUUUUUAUGAAUUUACUUUUUUGGAUAAUAUUAUUAACGAUCUUUUGAUAUACUUUUUGUUUGUUAUUGUUUCAAAUAAGUAUUGUUAAUUUCGUAAUA